CGUUUGUUGAGUUUUCUUUCAUAGCCAUCAAUGUCUGAAGAAGUUACUUAUGCAGAUCUAAACUUCCAGGACUCCAAUAAGACAGAAAAUAUCCAGAAGUUUGACAAAGGUGAGAUAAAAGUUUAUGUAACUUCAAAGAUAGAAAUGGGAAGAUUGAAUGAACUCCAGAAUUUCACAGAAGAACUUCAGAGAAAUGUUUCUUUACAACUGGUGCAUAACACGGACAGUUCCAAGAAGAUCAGGGACCUCUCUGUCACUCUGCAAAAAAUAGCCACCAAAUUAUGCCAUGAGCUGUAUAGCAAAGAACCAGAGCACAAAUGUAAACCUUGCCCCAAAGAGUGGCUGUGGCAUGAGGACAGCUGUUAUCUAUUUUUACCUAAGGAUCCUAAAACCUGGCAAGAGAGUAACAGGAUAUGUUCUGCUAAAAAUGCCAACCUGUUGAAGAUUCAAAGUGAAAGUGUGUUGGAAUUCAUAAAAUCCCAGGAACUAAGUAGGUAUUGGCUGGGAUUAUCUCCCAGUAAAUACAAAAAAGACUACCACGCUUUGGAUGAUGUAAUUGUCUCCUCUGACUGGUUUGUAAGAAACACAAAUGACUUAAAUGGUAAGAUGUACUGUGGAUAUAUACAUUAUGAGAGUGUUUAUUACGCUGAGUGCACUAACAAAAACAGAAUUAUAUGUGAGAAGUUGGCUGACUCAGUGCAGAUUGACAGCACACUACACUACUGAGUGAAGCACCAGAUGGAAGAAGAGUGUAAUUAGCACAAUUACUUUGAUUCAGCUGUUGUCCUAACAAUUAAAGGCAACUUUAGAGAGCAUACAUCUAGUGGACCACACAAAUGGAAUAAAGGCGCUGUGAGACUAAGUUUCUGCCUACAAUUUACAUUUUCAAACUUUCUUCGCUCUCCUCAUUUGCUGAGUGAAAGGAACCUAAAGCCAUACCGUAUCAUCCAGAUACAGGCCCAAUUGGAAGAACAUACAGAAGAAAUUACUCAAAAUUAAAGAGAUAUGAAGAGCAUGGUGGACUCAGACAAUGAAGCCAAGUGAUCUAAUAUGUAAAUAAUAAGAGUCCAUAAAGAGGAAAAAGAACAGAUGUGAACAAGGAAAUAAUUAUAGGAUUGAUUAGAUACACUCUAGUACUGAGAAAUAGGGAGAAAAAUAAUUGCCAUUCACCCACCC
Messenger RNA from Manis javanica (Malayan pangolin), 1176 nucleotides. Lineage: Eukaryota; Metazoa; Chordata; Mammalia; Pholidota; Manidae. The record is from RefSeq and is a predicted model, not a curated record.